This is a messenger RNA of Fraxinus pennsylvanica, 1161 nucleotides long. The record is from the annotation of a GenBank genome assembly. NCBI's taxonomy places the organism in Eukaryota, Viridiplantae, Streptophyta, Magnoliopsida, Lamiales, Oleaceae.
AUGGGGAUUAUGAAAAUUUCACGAGUAAUGUGUCCUACAGAUCAAAACUGCUCCCAAUGGGCCCAAAAAUAUGCGGAUUAUUGUCUUUGCAGCACAAACGAUGGAGUUUCUUUGGCAUUGGGUCUGUUAAGUGUGAUGGCCUGGACUGUGGCUGAGAUACCCCAGAUCAUCACCAAUUACAAGCAGAAGUCUACCCAUGGACUCUCCAUCUUGUUUUUGUUAACAUGGGUAAUUGGAGAUUUUCUUAACCUUUUUGGCUGCACACUAGAACCAGCUACUCUUCCGACACAAUACUACCUGGCAGUGUUAUAUACAGUAACUACUCUGAUUCUUGCUGCACAAGCCAUAUAUUAUGGCCAUAUUUAUCAUGGAUUGAAAUGCAAUAGACAAAUGCUUGAGGUUAUACAAGCCGGAGAUGUCGAAAAAAAGGAUCAUAGAUAUGGAAUUGAUAAUAUACAAAUCGACAAUGCACAGCGAUUGGGAAAUGCUCUGAGCUCACCUAUUCCUCUUCCAGCCAUUUCUCAUGAUAGUUCCCCUGAAGAUCUUUAUUACAUGUCAGCAAGAUCUCUUCAAAUUAGUCAUACCCCUACUGCAGGAUCUUUCCCACCUCAGAGAACUCCCGAUGCUGAACAUCUUGGUGCCAGAGAGCCAUUGCUUGGUCAAGAUAGGUCAACACAAUCUGUACCUCCUGCGAAGACGAAAACCAUGUUGUGUGUGGUUUCCUUAAUGACAUUCUUCAUUGGCGGUAUCAACCUGCAACAAGCAGAAACCAGUAGAUAUAACAUGAUUUUUCAAAAUCCAACAAGUGGUGUUGUGUUGCAAGUAGGAAGACAACUUCUACAGGUGACUGGGGAUUUUGAACAACGAACUUCAGUCUCAAAGAGAAGAGAGAUUGGAUCAAUCCUUGGUUGGGGAAUGGCAACUAUCUACUUGGGCGGACGUCUUCCCCAGAUUUACCUAAAUAUUAGAAGGGGAAAUGCUGAGGGGCUGAAUCCGCUAAUGUUUGUCUUUGCUAUUCUUGGCAAUGCUACAUAUGUUGCAAGUAUACUAGUUAGCAGCUUAAAGUGGUCGAAGAUAAGACCGAAUCUCCCAUGGCUGGUGGAUUCAGGAGGGUGUGUGCUCCUUGAUACUUUUGUAUCCUUCAUUGCAUGUCUACGCUAG